UCAUGAGACUCUCGUCGGGAUGGACAACACUACUUUUCCUGCUGAUUCAAGGAGCUUCACGAGCGUGCACAGCUAAGCGCCUGGGCAGCAGCACGGGACGAUUCGCCAACGCCACACUCGUGCGCCUGUCGGAGUUCCUGAGUGCGGGUUAUAAGAAAGGAGUGAGACCAGUGAAAGAUUGGAGGACGUCCACUAUCGUCGCCAUAGACCUCAUGGUUUACUCCAUUCUGAAUGUGGAUGAGAAGAACCAGGUUUUGACAACAUACGUGUGGUACAGACAAUCGUGGACGGAUGAAUUCCUGGUCUGGGACCCUGAAGACUUUGAUGAAGUCAAACAAGUGUCUUUACCCACGGCUAACGUGUGGGUGCCCGACAUCCUCAUCAAUGAAUUCGUGGACGUGGGGAAGUCUCCCGACAUCCCUUACGUCUAUGUGACUCACGAUGGACUCGUGCGCAACUACAAGCCCAUCCAGGUGGUGACGGCCUGCACGCUCAACAUCUACAAUUUCCCUUUUGAUGUGCAGAAAUGUAGCCUCACCUUCCAGAGUUGGCUCCACACCAUCGAUGACAUCAACAUCACGCUGAUGCGAAGCCCCGAGGAGCUCAGGGAGGACAAGAGUGUCUUCAUGAACCAGGGAGAGUGGGAGCUGCUGCACAUCCUGUCCAACUACAAGAUCUUCAGUGUGGACAACGACGACUACUACGCCGAGAUGAAGUUUCACGUGGUGAUCCGACGGCGGCCGCUGUUCUACACCGUGAACCUGCUCAUGCCCAGCAUCUUCCUAAUGGUGAUGGACAUCGUUGGCUUCUAUCUGCCACCAGACAGUGGAGAGAGGGUUUCCUUCAAGAUCACUUUGCUCCUGGGCUACUCCGUCUUCCUCAUCAUCGUCUCAGACACUCUGCCUGCCACUGCCAUAGGAACCCCGCUGAUAGGCGUGUACUUCGUGGUGUGCAUGGCGCUCCUGGUGAUCAGUCUGACAGAAACUGUGCUGAUCGUGCGCCUGGUCCACAAGCAGGACCUGCAGCCUCCCGUGCCUCACUGGGUGAAGUACCUGGUGCUGGAGAGAGCUCCGGUCCUGUUCUGCAUCCACAGGAAGCACCGCCUCUGCUCCAGACUGUCGUCCCACACCUCGGACCUGGAGCCGUACAAGGAGAACAGCUAUGGAACUGCGCGGUGCACACACCACCACCACCACACCUGCGAGGUCGGUCAAAGGCUGAGCCAGCACGACAGGGAAGGCGGCCUGCGUGGCCUUGGCCUACCGCCCGCCAGAGACCCCACGCCGCCCGUCAUGGACAACAUCCUGCACGAGGUGACAGCCAUACGUCACUUCCUGGAGAAGAGGGACAGGUGCCGGGAAGUGGCCAAAGAGUGGCUGCAGGUGGGCUACGUGCUGGACGUGCUGCUCUUCAGGGUCUACCUGGUGGCCGUGGUGGCGUACAGCAUCACACUGGGCACACUGUGGUCAGUGUGGCAGGUCGCCUGAGUGUUGCAGCAACACAACCGGUGUGGAUACAAGCUCAGUGGAGCGUGGAAUUAAAAAGGCGAGACUUAGCAGCUCUAAGCCCCCGUGGCUCAGUGGAGACAGGGGAGGCUCUCGUAAAGCAGUGGAACAGAGAAAUGGUUCCUGUACUUGAGGCACUAUAUCCCUGCAAGCACUAUUAUUGUUAUCAUCCAUUUAGUAUGUUGGUUUUUUUUCCAUCACAGAUGCUUUCAGGGUCCAGCCCAAAGCAGCCAACUAGACCUAUACGACAUCCCCACACACUUACACUGUAAAAAUACAAAACAGAUUUAUUUAUCCAUCAAAGAAAUCCCAGGAUUAGUUCACUGUCAUGACGAGUACAAACAAUACUGACAAAUAAAUCCAUUCAGGGCCUCUUCAUGGCUCACGAGUCAGUUUCAAUGUUCAUUUAUUUAAAUUCAUCGGUAUUUUUAAGUGUAAAGUAACAAGUUCUAAUCUUCUGCAUUGAAGAUACAGUUCAGGAAAAUACACGGGCUGGUGUGCGGCAGAUUAUCUGUACAUAAAAUAUCAAACUACUAUUACUGCAAUGUAAAUAUUUUAAAUCUACGUUGACAACACGGAAGAAAUAAAGAUUUUAUAUCAGCAAGCUAUAAACUGCAUAUAUUGCUCAACAUAUACAGUAGAUAUGAAAAAAAAUGUAAUUGGUUACAUUUAAAUGUGUG
Solea senegalensis (Senegalese sole) is the source of this 2185-nucleotide messenger RNA. It is a transcript of the gene htr3a, whose product is annotated as 5-hydroxytryptamine (serotonin) receptor 3A. The transcript has 9 exons. Gene Ontology annotation, biological process: signal transduction; regulation of membrane potential; chemical synaptic transmission. Gene Ontology annotation, cellular component: neuron projection; synapse; postsynaptic membrane. The coding region runs from base 3 to 1487 and encodes 494 amino acids. Gene Ontology annotation, molecular function: transmembrane signaling receptor activity; neurotransmitter receptor activity; extracellular ligand-gated monoatomic ion channel activity. The record is from RefSeq and is a predicted model, not a curated record. NCBI's taxonomy places the organism in Eukaryota, Metazoa, Chordata, Actinopteri, Pleuronectiformes, Soleidae.